UCCUUUACCAAAGCUGCUGCCAUGUCGGACUAGUUGCCGUAUAAAUGUGUGUUUGGAGUGUGUGUGCGGCGUGUGGUGUGCAGGGGGGGCUCCACUCUGAGGCUACAUUGUGGAUAUGAGGCCGCGUUGCACGUUUGUACGCCCCUGCUGCUCGCUCCAAGUCAGAUAGCUACAGCUACUUCUCUUCUUCUUCUUCUUCUUCUUCUUCUUCUUCUUCCUGCCUCUCUUUCCGCUGCACUCCUUUAAGGACGCCACCCCCUCAACACCUCUCUUCCAUCCAUCCAUCCCUCAAUCAUCCACCCAACCUCCGCCCUCAGGGUCAUUCAUUAACGCCGUUUUUGUUUUGUUUUUUUUCAAAGAAAAGUACAAGGGACUGAAAACUUUUUCAAUGUAUACGUUUGGUCUUCGACAAACCAUCCAUUCAGCAGUGAACCCGCAGCGCUGAAGUGGUUCCCUCCUCCUUCCACCCUUCUCCUCCUCCUCCUCCUCCUCCUCUUCCUCCUCCUUCGUCGCCGUCCCUUAAUCCGCGGGGUUCGGACGCGCUUGCAUUGACUGCACAUUUUUUCGAGCGAGACCAGCAUGGCCACGAACGGGACCAAAGCCUCGGACGGCCACGUCCUGACGGAGACGGUGAGCGAGGCGCCGACCAGCACCCCCAACGACAAGCCCAAGACGCUGGUAGUGAAGGUGCAGAAGAGCAAGAAGGACAUACCCGAGCGGGAGACGUGGGGCGGCAAAUUUGACUUUCUGCUCUCGUGUGUGGGAUACGCCAUCGGACUCGGGAAUGUGUGGAGAUUUCCUUAUUUGUGCGGGAAGAACGGAGGAGGAGCCUUCUUGAUCCCCUACUUUUUGACCUUGAUAUUUGCUGGCAUGCCCCUCUUCUUUCUGGAGACGGCCCUGGGUCAGUACACCUCCAUUGGGGGGCUCGGAGUGUGGAAGCUGGCACCCAUGUUCAAAGGCGUUGGUCUGGCUGCUGCUGUCCUCUCCUUCUGGCUUAAUAUUUAUUACAUUGUCAUCAUCUCCUGGGCUAUAUACUAUCUCUACAAUUCCUUCACCUCUGAUCUACCGUGGCAGACUUGCGGUAAUUCCUGGAACACGGAGCGCUGCUAUACCAACUACAGCAUCCCGGACACCAGGAACCUUACCAGUGCUGUGCAAGAGUUCUGGGAACGCAACAUGCACCAGCUGACCGACGGCCUGGAGAAACCCGGCGAGGUCAGGAUCCCACUGGCCAUCACCCUUGCCAUCGCCUGGGUGCUGGUCUAUUUCUGCAUCUGGAAGGGGGUCAGCUGGACCGGCAAAGUGGUCUACUUUUCUGCCACAUACCCGUACUUCAUGCUCUUCAUCCUGUUCUGUCGCGGCGUCACUUUGCCCGGAGCCAUCGAUGGAAUCGCCUUCUACAUCACGCCAGACUUUGAAAAACUGAAGCAGUCUGAGGUUUGGCUGGAUGCUGCGACUCAGAUCUUCUUUUCCUACGGACUGGGACUAGGCUCUCUGAUCGCGCUGGGCAGCUACAACCCCUUUAACAACAACGUGUACAGAGACUCGGUCAUUGUCUGCUGCAUCAACUCCUUCACCAGCAUGUUCGCCGGCUUUGUCAUCUUCUCCAUUGUGGGCUUCAUGGCCAACGUGACAAAGAGGCCCAUCGCUGAUGUGGCUGCUUCAGGGCCCGGCUUGGCGUUUUUGGCUUACCCCGAGGCCGUCACCCAGCUGCCCAUCUCUCCCCUGUGGGCCAUCCUCUUCUUCUCCAUGCUGCUGAUGCUGGGAAUCGACAGCCAGUUCUGCACCGUGGAAGGCUUCAUCACGGCACUGGUGGACGAGUUCCCUCAUAUUCUCAGAAAGCGGCGAGAGAUCUUCAUUGCGAUCGUCUGCUUUGUGUCGUACAUCAUUGGGCUGUCCAACAUCACCCAGGGCGGCCUGUACGUCUUUAAGCUCUUUGACUACUACUCAGCCAGCGGGAUGUGUCUGCUUUUCCUCGUCUUCUUUGAGUGCGUCUCCAUUUCGUGGUUCUAUGGUGUGAACAAGUUCUAUGACAACAUCGAGGAGAUGAUCGGCCACAGGCCUUGUAUGUGGUGGAAGGCCUGCUGGUGCGUUUUCACGCCGCUCAUUGUGGCCGGGGUGUUCCUGUUCAGCGCCGUGCAGAUGGUCCCCCUCACCAUGGGCGACUACGUGUUCCCAGCCUGGGGCCAGGGCGUCGGGUGGUUGAUGGCCCUCUCCUCCAUGAUCCUCAUCCCUGGCUACAUGGGAUACAUGUUUCUCACUCUCAAAGGCACUUACAAAGAGCGUCUGAGGAUGAUGAUCAAACCAGUGGUUUUGGUGAAGGCUCAGGAAAACGGGCCCGACCAGCAGGCCGAUGCCCAGAACCAGAACCCCGCAGCCACUGAGGAGGCCUACAUCUAGAACCUUCUGAGUGUGUCUCCCCGUCUCAGCGGCCAGUCGGGCGUGAGCGCUCACGCCGACGAGAAGCGUAAAUCAAGGUUGGGAACGACCACCAGGCGUCCACGUCUGCUUUCAUUCACCUACCUCCUGGGGACACGUGAGACCAACCCGAUCACAUUUAUUAUUCUCAUUAUUACUAGGUCCGUUUUAUUCUUUCCGUUUGUCAUACAGACUUCUAACGGUGUGUGAGGAAACUUCCCAGCCAUGUGUUGUGUGAUUUAUGCAAAAAGAGAAAUAUGAAAAUAUAUCUUUUCGAUUCACAGUCCUGUGUUGAUUCAAUAGUAUUGAAGCUACGAUUACUGUACAAAUAUGAAUAAAUGCUUGUACAUGAAGUAAAUACAUGAUAUAAAUGCAGGAAUGUUUAAACAGGUGACGUUUAAGUGUCAAAUAUGAUUCAUUUUUAGUUUACCCCCACAUCUAGGGGCUACAGUCGUGGUCAAAAGUUUACAUACACCUGUAAAGAACAUAAUGUCAUGGCUGUCUUGAGUUUCCAAUCAUUUCUACAACUCUUAUUUUUUUGGUGAUGGUAUGAUUGGAGCACAUACUUGUUGGUCACAAAAAAAGCAUUCAUGAAGUUUGGUUCUUUUAUGAAUGUAUUGUGGGUCUACUGAAAAUGUGACCAAAUCUGCUGGGUCAAAAGUAUACAUACAGCAAUGUUAAUAUUUGGUUACAUGUCCUUUGGUAAGUUUCACUGAAAUAAGGCGCUUUUGGUAGCCAUCUACAACAGUGGUCCCCAACCACUGGGCCGCAGACCGAUUGGUACCGGGCCGCACAAGAAAUUAAAAAAAAAAAAAAAAAAAAAAAAAAAAA
Molecule: messenger RNA, 3249 nt
Organism: Entelurus aequoreus (snake pipefish)
Lineage: Eukaryota; Metazoa; Chordata; Actinopteri; Syngnathiformes; Syngnathidae
Gene: slc6a1b
Product: solute carrier family 6 member 1b
Exons: 15
Coding region: 580-2400 (606 amino acids)
Biological process (GO): neurotransmitter transport; sodium ion transmembrane transport
Cellular component (GO): plasma membrane; cell surface; axon
Molecular function (GO): gamma-aminobutyric acid:sodium:chloride symporter activity
Source: RefSeq, a predicted model, not a curated record